AUGGCACCGCACGCUUCAGAUAGCCGACACGAGAUUCCCACAGCAAAUGGGACGAGUACAGACGGAUCUAGUACAAACGCCAAUGGUACCGAUGUAGCCCCAGUCAUUAUAGUGGGCGCUGGGCCAGUCGGCCUCCUCCUUGCUCUUCGCCUUGCCAUGAAUCAGAUCCGCACUGUCGUCUUAGAAAAAGAACCCUGGCUUAAUCCACUGCCGCGCGCUAUAGGGUAUCACGGGCCGGUACACAAUGUCUUCGAGGAGAUCGGACUCUACGACCAAAUUGCGGCAGAGGGGAUGGCUUCAGGAGGCUAUGCGUGGCGCAAGCUUCCUACUGACAAUUCGAUGGGAAAGCCCGGCCCCGAUGGGAAGUUUACGCCGGGCCAUUAUUCAAUCCAGCUUGCUCAAUGUCGGCUCGCUGAGAUCUUCCUGGAGAAUGCGACAAAGACCGGGUUUACUAAGGUUCUCUGGGAACAUGAAGUUACCGGCUUGUCGCAGGACGAGCAUCAAGUAUCAGUCAAGGUAGCAACGGCGAGCGGAGGAGAAAAAGUUAUCAGGGGUCAAUAUCUUGCCGCCUGCGACGGUAGUCGAUCUACAGUCCGUAAACUCCUUGGAAUCCGCCUCUCGGGUCAUUCCUGGCCCGAGCGCUUUCUAGCGACCGACGUGCUGCGUGUUGCGCCAGUCGUCCCUGAUUUUUCUGUCCAUUUUACUGUUGAUGAGACAUUUUGGGGUGUGGUGACGCCGCUGGAACACGUCGAAGCCGGAAAGCAAGGGCUCUGGAGAUAUAGCUUGGCCGUGCCAGAAAAACCUAAUGAUGAUAUAAACAGUGCCCCUUUAACCGAUGAGCAGGUCCUUGAGCCGGAGUAUGUCGAUUCGCUUCUCUUGCGACAGAUUGAUGGACCCAGACCGAGCAGUCAUGUCGUAGUGCGCAAGAGCCUCUACAAGAUGCACCAGUUACUUGCCAGCACCAUGCAUCGUGGUCGCUGUUUUCUUGCAGGAGACUCGGCGCAUAUCAACAACCCCAUUGGCGGUUUAGGCCUAUGCACCGGUCUUCUGGAUGGAGAUGCAUUGGCCCGGACUCUCCAGAUUGCUUUUUCGACAUCCCCGUCCGAUCCGAACCUGGAACCCCUAUUCAACCGCUAUUCUACAGAGCGAAGAUGGGUCUUUCAGAAUGUCAUUCAUCCUUUCAGUAGCGCCAAUAAGAUCCGUCUUCACGGUGCCAAGCCAGACGAUGUAGUAAGAGAGGAUUGGUACUUUACGGCAUUAGCUCGUGGAGAUCCCAAAGAACUCCAAGAUAUUCAUCGACCACUCUAUGCGCAAUGGAGGACGGACAUGCGGAAAUUCUGGCCUGCAGGGACGGAUGUUAAAGAACCUAAAGCACCCUAA
Daldinia caldariorum is the source of this 1380-nucleotide messenger RNA. RefSeq names its product FAD/NAD(P)-binding domain-containing protein. The record is from RefSeq and is a predicted model, not a curated record. Lineage: Eukaryota; Fungi; Ascomycota; Sordariomycetes; Xylariales; Hypoxylaceae. Gene Ontology annotation, biological process: 3-(3-hydroxy)phenylpropionate catabolic process. Bases 1 to 1380 code for a protein of 459 amino acids. Gene Ontology annotation, molecular function: FAD binding; 3-(3-hydroxyphenyl)propionate hydroxylase activity. The transcript is spliced from 2 exons.